Molecule: messenger RNA, 715 nt
Organism: Cherax quadricarinatus
Lineage: Eukaryota; Metazoa; Arthropoda; Malacostraca; Decapoda; Parastacidae
Source: RefSeq, a predicted model, not a curated record
AUGCUUCCUACUUCAGCUCACAACACUGUUACUCUGUUAUAUCCGUGUCUCCAGGAGAUUGGCAUAACUUCAGCUGUGUGUGCUGACUGCACAGCAAGUAGUAGGGAGACUGAUAAGAUCCUUCCAACUGUCUACAGUAUUACUUCUGCUAGCGACCCAGAUGGCAAUGGAGUAUUAGAACACUCCCUCUACCCCAGCACCUGCCCAGAGGGGUACUUCUUCAAUGCUGCCGAAAGUGUGAGGGAAUGUGAGAAGAUCGUCCCUGACACCAACUACUGCAAAGACCUCUGCAGCCCCUGUGCCUUACAGUGCCAAGAACCUGGAACUAUGUUGCCGUCUCCAACAGAUUGUCAGAUAUAUAAAAUCUGCCUUGAUAAUGGUGUCUUGGAUGUGUCGUGUCCACCUGAAUAUCCGAACUACAACUUCGAGACUUCAGAUUGUACCAACGACGACACUGUUUGCUACAACCUGUGUGACCCCUGCGAAGUGUAUUGCGUCGCUGAGGGCAAGAUUCCUGACCCCAAAAAUUGCAAUGGUUACUUGUAUUGUCACCCUCCUGAGGUGGCAUACUUUCUUUGCCCCGAAGGAGAGGCGUUUAACUCAGACUUACUCCUUUGUGAGCCCUUCGCUGGUAACUGUACUAACACCUGUUAGAUUUUUUUUUUGUAUUAAGGAUUUCCAUGUCUAAUAUUUGAAUAAAUUUAUUAGCGUUUCA